Penaeus indicus is the source of this 2982-nucleotide messenger RNA. Its product is annotated as NPC intracellular cholesterol transporter 1 homolog 1b-like. The coding region runs from base 1 to 2982 and encodes 993 amino acids. Gene Ontology annotation, cellular component: membrane. NCBI's taxonomy places the organism in Eukaryota, Metazoa, Arthropoda, Malacostraca, Decapoda, Penaeidae. The record is from RefSeq and is a predicted model, not a curated record. The transcript is spliced from 2 exons.
AUGUCCGGCAGCAUGAAUAAGGUGACACCAGACAGUAACUCAGAAGGGACUCGGAAGCUCGGGAUCUUGGGCAAAAUCAGCGGCAUUAUUAUAGGCCUCUUGGAACAUGCCUUCUAUUGCUACGGGAAGGCUAUAUCACGAGCGCCUUUCGUCUUCAUCUUCUUGUGUCUGGUGUUUACUGGAUUCUGCGCGAUCGGCCUUACGAAGUUCACCACAGAGGAACGACCCUUUAAGCUGUGGACGCCCACGAAUUCUGAUUUCCUCAAGAUUACGGACUGGAAGGAGGAGAACUUCCCCUCGGAUCUCAGGCUCAACAUGGCUAUUUACGAGGCGGAUAAUGUUCUCGAGAAGCAGGUUAUCUUGGAAAUGCUGCGUUUACACGACGUCGUGGUCGGGACUUCGGUGGGAGACGCGUCGUGGGAAAGAGUCUGCGCAAAGGUCCCCACGCUGACGGCCGCGCUUUUCGGAAGACGCAAGAGGGACGUUGGAGACGAGGCUUAUCCUGGGCUGCAAGAAGAGUCGAGGUUUGUCAGGCAGACAGAUGAUUAUGAGGAAGAGGAGUUAGACUGGAGUUUGAUCUUGUCACGGGAAGGCUACUGCGAUUUCCAAGCGAAUAUGGAGCAAUCUUGUCUGGAAAACAGUCUUUUGGAAGUAUUCGGUUACGACAGGAGGGAUAUAGAAUCACUCUCACAAGAACAAAUAAUCGACGAGAUCAAUUACGCGGACGUGAGCGCCGUCUUUGGAUUUCCCUUAAACGCCACGAAGUUCCUGGGAGGCGUUGAGAGGGACGCCGACGGGUUGAUUGUGAGGGCUCGAACUGCAAUGCACUUGUGGUUCACGAAAGUCAACCGCACAGCCAUCGAACUCGGGGAAUAUCUGAACGACGGCGGGUCAGGAUCCCAGGUUGACCUCAUGAAUUUCAACUGGGAGCAAGAGUUCAUAAAGAAUGUUUUGAAUGAGACGGAUCGGCCCGAUAAUAUUUCUUUCUACCUCGGGGCCUCCUCCAGUUUUGGAACCAUCAGCAGCAGCAACAUCGAAGGAGACCUGCAGUUUCUCAGUGUUGGUUUCGGUAUUGUGUUUAUUUACGUUGUCGUGAUGCUUGGGAAGUUCAAUUUGGUGGAACAAAGGCCUGUGCUCUCUCUGCUCGGCCUGUCGUGCGUGGGGCUAGCGGUCGGAGUCUCGUAUGGGCUUUGUUCUGCGUUUGGCGUCCCCUACGGCCCAGUCAACAGCAUCUUGCCUUUUUUACUGCUUGGCCUUGGGAUCGACGAUAUGUUUGUGAUAAUGCAAGCAUGGAAUAACCUCACCCCAGAAGAACAAACUAAAGACUUGCACGAGAGAAUCGGUAGUGCACUCAGACAUGCUGGAGUUUCCAUCACAGUCACCUCUGUCACCGAUUUUGUAGCUUUUGCUAUUGGAAGCACGACCGUGUUGCCAGCCCUCAGGUCCUUCUGCCUCUAUGCUGCCAUUGGCAUCGCUGCAAUAUAUUUUUUCCAGUCGACCUAUUUUGUAGCCUGCCUUUCCCUUGAUCAGAGGCGACUAGAAGACUCUCGACACGGGCUUCUGUGGUGUUGGAAAAUAAAGAACUGGAGCCCCAAUGAGUGCAGCCAGCGAGACCUGUGCCAGACCUUUUUCACCGACGUGUAUGCUAAGUAUCUGUUUAAGCUGCCAGUGAAGAUCGUCGUCAUUGUUGUAACCGCAGCCAUUGUGGCGGUUUCCGGCUGGGGGCUUUCGAAUCUACGCCAAGAGUUCGAUCCCAUUUGGUUUUUGCCUCAAGAUUCCUACCUUUAUAAUUUCUUCAUGAAGCAGAAAUAUUACUAUCCUUCCUCCGGUGAAGAAGGCAUAGUUUAUUUCGGAAACAUAAGUCUGUUAGCUGAAAUGCCGAAAAUUGAAGAACUUGUUAAACAGCUGAACGAAAAUGAGUACGUGGCCGAAGUUGAUAGCUGGUAUCCAGCCUACAAAAAAUACUGGGAAAAACAAGGUAUUUCGGUUCCUGAUCCAGAACAGACUGAAGAUGAUUUUCUGGAUCAACUCUCACAGUUUCUACACUCGCCAAGUGGGUCCCCUUACAGAAGCAGGAAUUUCCGUUUCUCAGGCGAGUUAAUUUGCUACGAGAAAGCUCCUCCAGUAACUGCCUCGAGCAUGAACUAUAAACACAAACUGCUUCAGUCGUCUCAAGAGAAGUCCAAGGCAAUGGAGGAUGUAAAGACUAUCGUCAGAAACGUAAAUUUUACGGGCUACGUUCGUCCAUGGUCGCGAGCCUACGCAGGCUGGGAGACGGACCAAGUCAUCGAAGAAGAACUGUACAGAAACAUGGGUCUCGCUCUUUUGGUCGUGUUCGUGGUGACUCUCCUGUUAAUUGCUAGUCUCCCCACCAGCCUCAUGGUUCUCGUUUGUGUGUUCCUGACCCUGAUUGACGUCGGCGCCCUGAUGCACUGGUGGGGCCUCACCAUCGACACUGUAUCGUGCAUUGACUUGGUGCUAGCCAUCGGGUUGUGCGUGGACUAUGCAGCGCACGUGGGACACACAUUCAUGACGCACACUGGCACAAGGGACGAGCGGGCCAAGGCCACCGUCGGGAGGAUUGGCCCCGCUGUUCUUAACGGAGGAUUUAGCACUUUCCUCUCCUUCGUCUUCUUGUCGAACUCGUCGUCUCACGUCUUUCUGACGUUUUUCAAGAUAUUCUUCGCUGUGUGUCUCUACGGCCUUUACCACGGCCUUGUGUUCCUCCCCGUGCUCCUCUCUCUCGUGGGCCCGGCACCCUACCCGACCGCCCACGCCCCUACGCCUCAACCCACCCCUGUGUUCACGCCCACGGAGAAGAGAGGCGCCAUCCCGAAUCACGAGUUCAUAGAGAAGUCGCUUGAUACUGAGGAUCAGCCUGAAGUUGAUCUGAAGCAAGACCUUGAGAAAGAAAGUGUACAGAUGAACGGAACUUCUGAUUCGAAACAAGCGAACCCUGACGAUCAGCAAGAAAAAUACUAG